AUGAUCCGUCGGCCGGGUGAGGAUUGGACGGGGAUCACUGAUCCUGCCUGUCGCAAAAGGCUACAGAAUAAACUCAAUCAACGUGCUUUGCGAGCCCGGAAACGGGUCCAAAAAAGGGUCCACAUGGUGCAGCAGCAGAUGAAAAAUGACAGAGACAGGGUAGAGGGGCGUCGUUAUGCAUUGAUCCUUCCACGGCAUGAUCCAGCAACACAAGGCCCGCAAAAACGGUUGCUUCCACAACCCUCCACGCUUUCAGAAGCUGUAGCAAUGAUGACGUGCUUCAAUAUAACAGCUUACAAGAGUUACUAUGCGGCCGAUCCAUGCCUCGACCAUCUAUUGACCCUGUCCAAGUUCAACGUCCUUCGUGCAUUCGUGGAUAAUAUGACGGUCCUAGGAUGGAGCAUGCAGGCAAUGGAAGAUGACAACGCCCGCUCUCUCUUCACUGGCCACGACACCCCUCCACAUGAUCAUCAUCAUCAGGUUGAAAAAGGGAAAAGUAGUUAUCCGCCGAGCCUCUUGCCCACUACUACUCAACGCUCUAUCCCUCACCAUCCCUGGCUAGACUGUUUCCCGUAUCCACGGAUGCGUGAUAACCUCAUCAAUGCCCCUACCGACUUUAAUGACUGCGAGCUCUGUACAGAUAUGAUGGAUCCUGCCAAUGGGGACAUCGGCAUGAUGGUAUGGGGCGCUCCCUGGCUUCCUCAGAGUUGGGAAGUGUCCGAGUUAUUUGUUCAGAAGUGGUCAUGGGUCAUUGAAGGAUGUCCGGAGCUUUUAAUCUCCAGUAAUUACUGGAGGGCCACACGAGGUUUGAAAAGACUUACUGUGAGGUCUUUUUAA
Messenger RNA from Aspergillus pseudotamarii, 837 nucleotides. Its product is annotated as DUF3425 domain-containing protein. The coding region runs from base 1 to 837 and encodes 278 amino acids. The record is from RefSeq and is a predicted model, not a curated record. The transcript is spliced from 2 exons. Lineage: Eukaryota; Fungi; Ascomycota; Eurotiomycetes; Eurotiales; Aspergillaceae.